CAGAGCCAGAAGCGACAGUAUCAGUAGUUCAGGUCAGCCAGCCCAGUCAGCAGCACUCGGCGCUGUCUUUUAUUCCUUUUUCUUAAAUUAGCCACUUUAAGCUUCGCGAUACCGCCCCCAAUUUCAGCGUCGGUACGGAGCCGCCAGGCCGGGACAGAGACGGAGAGAGAGGCCUCGGCAAUGGAAGCGCUCGGACCCGGCCCUCCUGCCCCUACGUCUCUGUUCCAGCCUCCGCGGCGUCCCGGCCUUGGCACGGUGGGGAAACCCAUCCGGCUCCUUGCCAACCACUUCCAAGUGCAGAUUCCCAAGAUUGAUGUCUAUCACUAUGAUAUCGACAUCAAGCCUGAGAAACGGCCGCGGAGGGUCAACAGAGAGGUGGUGGACACCAUGGUGCGGCACUUCAAGAUGCAGAUCUUUGGAGACCGACAGCCUGGUUAUGAUGGGAAGAGGAACAUGUACACAGCACAUCCACUGCCGAUAGGGAGAGACAGGGUGGAUCUGGAGGUGACUCUACCUGGCGAAGGGAAAGAUCAGACGUUCAAGGUGUCUUUGCAGUGGGUGUCGGUUGUCAGUCUUCAGAUGCUGCUGGAAGCCUUGUCCGGUCACCUGAAUGAGGUCCCGGAGGACUCCGUUCAGGCUCUGGAUGUCAUCACACGCCAUCUUCCUUCCAUGAGAUAUACUCCAGUGGGGCGUUCGUUCUUCUCCCCUCCUGAGGGCUAUUACCAUCCCCUGGGCGGAGGCAGGGAGGUGUGGUUCGGUUUCCAUCAGUCCGUCCGUCCCGCCAUGUGGAACAUGAUGCUCAACAUCGAUGUAUCGGCCACUGCUUUCUACCGUGCUCAGCCUGUGAUCGAGUUCAUGUGCGAGGUGUUAGAUAUACAGAACAUCAAUGAACAGACCAAACCUUUGACUGAUUCGCAGCGGGUCAAAUUCACCAAGGAAAUAAGAGGCUUGAAAGUGGAGGUGACACACUGUGGUCAAAUGAAGAGGAAGUAUCGGGUGUGCAAUGUCACUCGCCGACCAGCCAGCCACCAAACGUUCCCCUUACAGCUCGAGAACGGCCAGGCCAUGGAGUGCACCGUGGCUCAGUAUUUUAAGCAGAAGUACAAUCUGCAGCUCAAGUAUCCACAUUUACCCUGUUUACAAGUAGGACAGGAACAGAAGCACACUUAUUUGCCAUUGGAGGUCUGUAACAUAGUCGCAGGCCAACGCUGUAUCAAAAAACUGACUGACAACCAGACAUCCACCAUGAUCAAGGCGACAGCUCGCUCUGCCCCCGAUCGACAAGAAGAGAUCAGCAGACUGGUCAAAAGCAACAGCAUGGUCGGGGGCCCGGACCCGUAUCUGAAAGAAUUUGGCAUUGUGGUUCACAAUGACAUGACCGAGGUUACAGGGCGAGUGCUCCCAGCGCCCAUGCUGCAGUAUGGGGGCCGGGUGAGUACAGACACAGGGAGGGACUGUGGCAGGAAUAAAACUGUGGCCACGCCCAAUCAGGGCGUGUGGGACAUGAGAGGCAAGCAGUUCUAUGCCGGAAUUGAGAUCAAGGUCUGGGCUGUGGCCUGCUUCGCUCCACAAAAGCAGUGCAGAGAGGAUCUGCUCAAGAGCUUCACUGACCAACUGCGGAAGAUCUCAAAGGAUGCCGGGAUGCCUAUUCAGGGCCAGCCCUGUUUUUGUAAAUAUGCCCAAGGAGCGGACAGCGUGGAGCCCAUGUUUAAGCACCUGAAGAUGUCUUACGUGGGUCUCCAGCUUAUUGUGGUUAUCCUGCCUGGCAAAACGCCUGUCUAUGCCGAGGUAAAGCGAGUGGGAGACACCCUCCUCGGCAUGGCCACCCAAUGUGUUCAGGUGAAGAACGUCGUCAAGACCUCCCCACAAACUCUCUCCAACCUCUGCCUCAAGAUCAAUGCCAAGUUAGGAGGCAUCAACAACGUCCUGGUUCCUCACCAAAGGCCCUCCGUGUUCCAGCAGCCUGUCAUCUUCCUGGGUGCAGACGUCACACACCCUCCAGCGGGUGACGGGAAGAAGCCAUCCAUUGCGGCAGUGGUAGGCAGCAUGGACGGCCACCCCAGCCGUUACUGCGCUACAGUCCGAGUCCAAACGUCCCGGCAAGACAUGUCCCAGGAGCAGCUCUUCAGUCAGGAGGUCAUUCAAGAUCUGACCAACAUGGUGCGGGAGCUGCUGAUCCAGUUUUACAAGUCCACUCGCUUCAAGCCCACGCGCAUUAUCUAUUAUCGCGGUGGCGUGUCUGAGGGCCAGAUGAAACAGGUAGCGUGGCCGGAGCUCAUAGCCAUCAGGAAGGCGUGCAUCAGUCUGGAGGAAGACUACCGACCCGGAAUCACCUACAUCGUGGUUCAGAAACGUCAUCACACCCGUCUUUUCUGCUCCGACAAGGCCGAGAGGGUUGGGAAGAGUGGUAACGUCCCAGCUGGCACCACUGUGGAUAGCACCAUUACACAUCCGUCCGAGUUUGACUUCUAUCUGUGCAGCCAUGCUGGGAUUCAGGGAACCAGUCGUCCGUCCCACUACCACGUCCUGUGGGAUGACAACUGUUUCACGGCCGACGAACUGCAGCUCCUCACUUACCAGCUGUGCCACACAUACGUCCGCUGCACGCGCUCCGUCUCCAUCCCGGCACCGGCUUACUACGCCAGGCUGGUGGCUUUCCGUGCCCGAUACCAUCUAGUGGACAAAGACCAUGACAGCGCUGAGGGCAGCCAUGUGUCCGGCCAGAGUAACGGUCGCGACCCUCAGGCUUUGGCCAAGGCGGUUCAGAUCCACUAUGACACCCAGCACACCAUGUACUUCGCCUGAACUCGCCAGUUGACACACGUGGACUUCCUCCACAUCCUGUCUCUUAUCAUUUGCCAGUCUCUCUCUCUCUCUUCUUUUCCUUCUCGUCUCAUCUUUCUUACUGUACUCGCGUUUUCAUAUUUCCAAAAAUCUGCACCAAAGCGGCUCUUUGACGGGGGGUUUUCCGCCGUGUCCCUGACGUCCGGUAGUAGCUUUUAGAACGGAAUAAGCUCUCUUUAUCCGGCGUUUUCCCUCGUCUAGCCGCCUUUUUUUUUUUUUUUUAAACCAGCAAUCGAGCACUGCAAACCGUAGGGGUUUCCAAUGCACAGAAGAAAAUGAAACCAACCAUAACACGCAUACUAUUAAUUGAGCCAUUAUUUUUUUGCGUUUUGUUGUGUUAAUUUUUUUUUUUUUUUUUCUAUCUUGAAUGUCUGCACUCGUGUUUUUUUUAAACAUACACUGAGCAAAUGGAGUGUUCUUCUUACGCACCGAUUUCGCUCUCCCAGCUAAGCAGGACUCUGAUCUACUUUUUACCUCAAAGCCCAUCAGGGCAAAAAUCUGUCACAAGGUCUUGGGUUUUAUUGGGUGGUCGGGAGGGAACUCAUAUGAAGAGAUGGAGGGGGGGGGCUGACCUUUUGAGAAUGAUAUAUAUAUAAAUAUAUAUAUAUUAUAUUUUUUCCUUUUUAUGAGCGUGUGUUUUAACCUUUUUCUCCUUCAGUCUUUUACAAAAUGAGGUGACCUGGGUGUCCCAUACCCAUUAACACUUUCCUCCCAUCUUUUACGAAAGUGUAUACAAGUGAGCGUAUGUGUGUGUGUGUGUGUGUGUGUGAUUGUGUAUCUCUGUAUAUACGUGUACCUUUUUUGUUUGUGCGUGUGCACGUGCUUUCAUGGCAGGCCACUGAAUUGUAAAGGGAAAUUGAGGAGAUAACUGCUGUAAAUGCCUCAUUUGUUGUUGUUUUUUUUUUUUUUUCUAUUCACACAUACAGUACAUAUAAACGUAUAUAUUUACAUCUCUAGAGCAGCUUUGAGAGACUUUAAACCGGCCGUGGCUAUUUCCAGCAAUCCUGGGUCGAUUUAUGAAUUGAAAUCGAAAAUCCUUUUUAGUUACACGUUGACAAUAAUUAGCGGUUUGGCUUGAUGAAAUUCUGGUUGUGAUGUAGCAGUGAGGUUAUUUAAAAGCAGUGUUUGAUCUUUAUAUUUUUAGUAGUAUCGUACUGCUGGACAUUUGACCUUUUUAAGUCAUUUCAAGGUCCCACAAACCGGAUUAGUUUUCCUUUUCUAUCUUAUAGGUCUCCUUUUUUUGCAAAUACUGGCCAAUUCAUUGCACUGACCCGGGAUGCGAGGCAAGCAACAGAGGGCACUCUCGAUCUCUUAUUAUUAACCUUUAUGCAUUUAUACAUACGAAUCAACAAAGCAGAUUUGUAAAAAUUUUAAUAUAAAGACGUUUUGUGGUUAUCUUAAAAACUGUUGUUUAGAAUCUAGUGCUAUUGUCGUUGUUGUUGUUAUCGUUGUUGUAACUAUUGUGAUUUUGAGAUGUUUUUAAGCGUGAGCCUUUCAGAAGUAGUAAGUUUAUGGGCUGCCGGUCAGGGGGAGAAGGGUGGAAUUUUUUUUUUUUUGUAGCAUCCCAGCUAAUGGCGAGAAGACCCCCCCCCCUCCUGGAUGGAUGAAACUCAUGCUUCCUUUUUUUUGUUGGUCCAGGGACGAUUGUGGGGGCGUUUGUGUAGCACUCCAGAGUGAUACAACAGAUCUGCCUGUGUGUGUCACUCUGCUGGUUUUUCACCAGACAGAUGGAGACAAUCAGGGAUCGUAUUUGUAGUGAAGCUAGAGUGGGCAAUUUUUUUUUUUUUAAGCGGUCUGCGAUAGGGUGAUGAGAUCAAUUUCCUAACCUUUUUUUUUAUUAUUAUUACUCUGUGUGUAUUUUCAAGUAUACCCCCUCUUUAAAAGUCUUUACUAUCUAAGUGUUUUUCUUAUUGUUAUUAUGAAUUUUUAACACUGGAUUGAACGAACAAUCACAAAAACACUCAUAAAAUCACUUCUUGCCUCCGGUAGUUGCACAAACUUUUUUUUAUUUUUAAUUUUUUUGGAUAGACGAGCGUCGGAGGGGAAAAGUGUCGACGUUCACGCCUCGUCAGGCGGGCACAGCUCGACGUAAAAACCCUUUUGUAAUAAACCACCCGUAAAGCAGCAGGUUUAUUAUGAAUGAGUUUGAGCGGCUUACCUGUCGAAGGCGUGCGCGUUGGCGUUGUCCACAUCACUGCAUGCGAUAAACGUCUCCAUCACGUGCACUCUUGUCUUUUUUUUUUUUUUUUUUUUUUACGAAGCAAAAGUGGUUUCAUGUUCAUCUGAUCUGCAGAAUCGAAGCUCCAGUUUGAUUUAAAAAAACUACAUUGUGGUUUUUUUUUUUUUUGCGCAAAGCAAUAUAUAACCCAGUUCUACUGUCAAAAAUGUGGAAAGACAAAGCUGUAACUCUUAGCAUUGUGGUUUAUUUUUAUUUUUUUUAUGAAUUGCUCUGCUGUUGUCCCUGUAUAUUUUUUUUUCAUGUGUUUUUAAUUUGCUUGUAUCAAUCAGUGGGGAUGUGCAUUUGGUGGUAUAGUUACGUAGGCUUUUAGGUGAUUUUCUUUAUCUUUGCUCGCCUGCAUGCCAGACUAUUAACACAAAAACAAAAAAAAAGAGAAAAAAAAAUUUGGAAUCAUAUUUAUAAUGAUAAAGAAAAAGUAUAAAGGUUGUUUUUUUGGUGUAAAUGUUUAUCACUUUGUUGGGACUGUUUAGGCUAGCAAUAUCUGUUAUCAAUCUCUUUUAAUGUGUUUUUUAAAGAUUCCCACACAAAUGUCAGUAAUUUUUAGCGUCUGACAAAGAGGUGCAGGGGGGUCUGAUCUUCAGGUCGUGUUCAAAUUCAAAACGAGGUACUUUCUUCGGACACGGACCCGUAAGAAGAUCAAACCCCAAACCCAUCUCCUCUUUGCCAGGCCUCAGUAUAAGUGAGCGUCCAUAUUGUCUCCUUCUUCCUGGUUUCUACCUGUGGGCCAAGCCUCCUUUUUUCUGGUGCAGGGGUCUCUCUCCGAGUCUCUCCUGUCUUUACGGCAACCCUCACUAAAAAAAAAAUCACAAAAGAGUUACCUCUUUAACUAAAGUUAUUUCUAUCCCAAUGGGGAGAGCAUGAAAUAAAAAAAAAAAACUUUAAAAUUCCUUACACUUUGAUAUAUCACUAUCUUAAAAGGAGUAUUUUAUGAAAAUGUCUUUUUUUUUGAGGGGGGUCAUUUUUAGCUCUGCUCUACAUUUUUUUUGUUCUUUAAUAGCAAUACAAAGGAUCGGAAUGCUUCAAUUCGAUGAAUGGAGCGCCGAUUCUUUUUGAGCAGUAGAGGUGGAGCAUGUUAUAGACCCCGCCCCCUUGCAUUGGGCCAUUCACAUGGUAUUGCUAUAAGAAAUGCUCAAAUACAUUUUUUGUUUUAGCCUGCAGGGAACUCUUGUGUUAAUGUGCAAAGUAAUAAAUUGGUAUUUUAUGCCUUUAA
Doryrhamphus excisus (bluestripe pipefish) is the source of this 6293-nucleotide messenger RNA. RefSeq names its product argonaute RISC component 4 (gene ago4). Gene Ontology annotation, molecular function: protein binding; RNA binding. Lineage: Eukaryota; Metazoa; Chordata; Actinopteri; Syngnathiformes; Syngnathidae. The record is from RefSeq and is a predicted model, not a curated record.